UCCGCCUCGCCGGGCCGCCAUCUUGGCUGGGAGCCGCGGUCGCACCGCAGUGGGUGGUGAGGGGGUCGGGGUCCUGCUGUGCCUUUGUGGCCGUCCCUUCCUUCCUCCUUCCUUCCUCCUUCCUCUGGUCCUUCCCUGCCUCCCUUGGCCGCCGGCUGCAGGCAGGCGGGGCGUCCGGCACCGGAGGGGCCUGCUCUAGCAGCGAGAGAUGAGCAACAACAGUAAUAAGAGAGCACCAACAACAGCAACACAGAGACUUAAACAAGACUACCUUCGAAUUAAGAAAGAUCCAGUGCCUUACAUCUGUGCAGAGCCCCUCCCAUCUAAUAUCCUUGAAUGGCACUAUGUUGUACGAGGACCUGAGAUGACUCCUUAUGAAGGUGGCUAUUAUCAUGGGAAACUAAUAUUCCCCAGAGAAUUCCCUUUUAAACCUCCUAGUAUUUAUAUGAUUACACCUAAUGGAAGGUUUAAGUGUAAUACAAGGUUGUGUCUUUCAAUCACUGAUUUCCAUCCGGAUACAUGGAAUCCAGCUUGGUCAGUCUCAACAAUCUUGACGGGCCUUCUUAGCUUUAUGGUGGAAAAGGGCCCCACACUGGGCAGCAUAGAGACAUCAGAGUUCACGAAAAGACAGCUUGCUGCACAGAGCUUAGCAUUUAAUUUAAAAGAUAAAGUCUUCUGUGAGCUCUUCCCUGAAGUGGUGGAGGAGAUUAAACAGAAACAGAAAGCACAAGAAGAACUCAGUAACAGACCUCCAUCCCUCCCUUUACCAGAUGUUGUUCCUGAUGGGGAAGCACACUAUGGGCAGAAUGGAAUACCCCUCCUGAAUGGGCAUGUACCAUUGGCACCUGCCAAUCAUCCAGGUCUCCAACAGGCCAACCGUAACCAUGGACUUUUAGGUGGAGCUUUGGCGAACUUGUUUGUUAUAGUUGGUUUUGCAGCCUUUGCCUACACAGUCAAGUAUGUACUGAGAAGCAUAGCCCAAGAAUGAGGAUAAUAAAAGAAAUCCAAGACCAAAUUAGCGGUAGUUGCAGAAUGAGUGGGACUCUUUGGGCAUCUGACUCUGACACUGGGGGAAAUACUUGUUUUACCAAGUUGCAGGUAAAACAUUGGUUGGCUCAUGGGUUAUGUGUGGGAAAUGGAGUAGUUUUGAUUAGUCAGAAAACUAAAAGAAGUUCUGUUCACAGUUCCUCUUGUCCUCGCUACUGUCUGGUAGUGGCUCACGAACAAGUCAAAGCAUUAUUGAUGAGACACGACCAUUUCUAGUGCUUUGAUUUUUAUAGCAGUUCUCCAUCUGUUGUUUGAAAAUCUGAAGCAAAUGAGGCUUUUUACUUUAUGGAACAGUUUUUAAGGUGUCACAGUUUAUGCAUAUCGCGUUUUACUUUCCUUAGGGGAGAGUCUGUACAGGGGUUGAAAUGAUUCAAGUAGAGAUUCCAUGCGGACUUGGUAAGGGUUGGGUUCGUGUGAACAUUUAUGCUACAGAAGAUUGCUGGUUUCUUUUAUAAAAUAGAAUGACCAUCAUUUCAUAUCUAGUCAGUAGUGAUUAGAUGAGUGGGACAGUAACACCAUGUGUGUUAAAUGUGUUGUCUAAAUUGUCACAGUGUCAUUGAAGGUUUUAUUUGGGCUACAAGAAGUGCAGUUGUCAACCUUUAGGCAAUUGAAUUGGUCUUUCAUGGGGAUACCCAUAUCCAGUGUUGUUUUGGGUUUGUUCACUGACAGAUUCCCAUCUGGGAGACGUUCCAUUUGAAGCUGUAAUACUUAGUUUUGAUCACAAGGUGCCACUGGUGAAAUGAAUAAUAAAACCACACACACUAAUGGAGAGUUGAUUGUGUAUUCAGCAAAACUUCUCUGGAUUUCUUGGCCUUUGGUAAAUGGAGUAACCCAAGCCCUUGUGAAGACUGAAAGAUGAGUGAAUAACAAACCAGCUUCUUCAGUCAGUUGAAUUAAUCUGAAGUGUCACUAGCUGAAGUAAACACUUAAAGUUAGUCCCACUUGCUUACUUGAAGACUUGCAUAAGCUCUUAGACAUCACCACCAAAAGCUCAAACCCUUCUAACUCAUCUGAGAUUCUAGAAGCUUUUUUGCUUUUAGGUGUAAAUUCAUUACUCUUCCCCUUCAGAUGACUGAAAUACCAAUGUUUGUUCAUGGAAUUAUUCAUGGAUACUGUAAGGCUCCUAGAGUAGUUCAAAAUCUGCCUGAAAUUACUUUCUAAACUCAAUUUUCUUCCCCCCCCUUAAUUUUAUCCAAAUACUUUGUUUUAUCAGAGGCAAACUUACUGUGCCUUUCAUAUUUGACAGUGAUGCCUCAUCAUUUAGGGAAGAACAUGCUGUUAAUGCUACAACAACCUGUCAAAGGUGAUGGCAGGGCAGGAGGCUCUGCAUCUCACUGGCUAGUCUUACCUAUUCUGAAGAGCCCAAAUAAAUAUUACCUCAUCUAUUUAAGAAUGUUUGCAAAGCUGUUUUGUUUUCCCUUUCAGAUUUGUUUUCUCUCUGCUUCUUGAUAUCUUGAAUUGUACCAAAACUGUUUUGUUAACCCAUGAGGAUGCAGCUUAGAGCAUUAAUAAAUGUGACCAAUUCUCUGCAGUAGGUAGGAAUGAUCAGGACUGGCAGACCAGCUCUGUACUAAAGAAAUCUUAAAGCAGUUCCUACUGAGGUAAGGAAGGGAAGGAAGUGGGGAGAAGCUGGAGAAGGUUGAAUGUUAGAAUGUGUUUAUAAAUAUUUGAUUUUUUCUUUUUAUCAAAUCUUAUUUAUAACUGUUUUUUGAUUUACCUCUUUGUGCUUCAUCAGCUCUUGUGGAAGGAGAAGUGCCAGGUGGAUCUAUCUAGAAACAAUUGUGUUGUGUUAGGCUGGGGGUGUCCUGUGUUUCCUGCAGUGAGAGGGUUUUCAGGAUGGCUUGUCAGGCUGGCAUAUCUCCUCCCUCAAAGCACAUGGACCUGUAGCUGGGGCUGUAGAGCCUCAUAGAUUUUAGUGUCAUUCAGACAUGCUUGUGUUCUCGCAAUGCCUUUUAUUACUGUUGACAUCGCCUACGGGCAGCAGCUUAGAAUCAGUUAUCUACAUUUAUCUUCUUAUCUUAUGGAAGUUCUUUUGUCCACAUACAUGAAGACAAAGGCAAGGGGACCUUGCCAUGGUGUGUUUGCAUCUUCUGAUGUUUUGCAUUUACCUAACCAAGGUAGGAGAACUAGCAAAGUCUGGAGAUGCUGAAUAAAAGGCAUUUUAUUACGUGGCAAGCAGUUGGCCUUAAGAAAGGUGGGGCUCCUGUUCUUAGCAUGUGCCACCAUUGGAAACAACUUCAUUUAAACCCUGAACAUGCUGCAUUUGAGGAUUGGUUGUAUUUAAGAAAUGAAACCUUCAGUUGCAGUUUCUCUUCAGUACCCUGGGUUCAGAGAAAGACUGGGCAGUCACUUCAGGUGCCAUUGCUUGAAAGCUAGGGGCUGAGUGAACCCUUUAUUCCCUUCUGUGUAGGUUUUACUCUUUGUUCUGUUUGGUUUUUACAUUCAUGUUACCAAAGUCAUUAGAUGGAGGAAACCAUUCUUUGCCAUGCAGAAACCAUGACCAUGCCCUGAAGCAGUGCAUUACUUAAUGUGGUACUAAACUAAAAGCUAUCCCUCGAUAUAUGAUUUUGGAACAAAUGUCUGGCCCUUUACUUUCAUGCUGCAAUUUCUGUAAGCUUGUUACACACGGGUGGGAGGGAGGUCUUGCAGCUUGAAUCUGAAGCAUCUCAGUGGUCACCUUUAACAACCUGGAUUUAUGGAUAAUCAGAACUUUUCUCCCCCCCACUAAAGUUUCAAGGUCACAGGAGUUCCCUUCCUUCAAGCAUGUACUGAGGAGUAGAAAUGACUGCAUUGUAAAGCUGUUUGUUCAUAAUAAACAUUCAUGAUGAAAUGUA
Molecule: messenger RNA, 3881 nt
Organism: Melopsittacus undulatus (budgerigar)
Lineage: Eukaryota; Metazoa; Chordata; Aves; Psittaciformes; Psittaculidae
Gene: UBE2J2
Product: ubiquitin conjugating enzyme E2 J2
Exons: 7
Coding region: 209-988 (259 amino acids)
Source: RefSeq, a predicted model, not a curated record